Messenger RNA from Sphaeramia orbicularis (orbiculate cardinalfish), 5534 nucleotides. RefSeq names its product fibrillin-1-like. Lineage: Eukaryota; Metazoa; Chordata; Actinopteri; Kurtiformes; Apogonidae. The record is from RefSeq and is a predicted model, not a curated record. Gene Ontology annotation, molecular function: calcium ion binding.
AUAUCGACGAGUGUCGGAUUUCUCCCGACCUGUGUGGACAGGGCAGGUGUAUAAACACACCAGGAGACUUCGAGUGCGAGUGUUUUGAAGGAUACGAAAGCGGCUUCAUGAUGAUGAAGAACUGCAUGGACAUCGAUGAGUGUGAGAGGAACCCUCUGCUGUGCCGAGGAGGCGAGUGUGUGAACAGCGAGGGCAGCUUCCAGUGCGUCUGCCCCGAGGGUCAUGAGAUCGCACCUGAUGGUUCCGCCUGUCUAGAUAUUAAUGAGUGUGAACUGAGUGACAGGCUGUGCAGGAACGGUCAGUGUGUCAACAUGAUUGGACGUUACCAGUGCGCCUGCGACACCGGAUACAAGUCAACUGAAAACAGACUGGAGUGUGUGGUACACAUCGAUGAGUGUACCAUUGAAAACGGCGGCUGUGAGACGUUUUGCACCAACUCCGAGGGCAGCUACGAGUGCAGCUGCCACAGUGGAUACGCCCUGAUGCCCGAUCUGAGGAGCUGCACUGACAUCGAUGAGUGUGAGGAGAGUCCAGACAUCUGCGACGGAGGCCAGUGCACCAACACUCCUGGGACCUUCCAGUGUCUGUGCUUCGACGGCUUCAUGUCGUCUGAGGAUAUGAAGACCUGUCUGGAUGUGGAUGAGUGUGAGCUGAACCCAAACAUCUGUCUGAGUGGGAACUGUGAGAACACCAAAGGCUCCUUCAUCUGCCACUGUGACCUGGGAUACUCUGUCCGCAAAGGAACCACGGGCUGCACAGAUAUCAAUGAGUGUGAGAUCGGAGCCCAUAACUGUGACCGACCGCCACCUGCCAACACGGCCGGCAGCUUUAAAUGCAACUGCGCUCCAGGAUGGAUUGGCAACGGACUCACGUGCACAGACCUGGACGAGUGUUCCAACGGAACGCACAUGUGCAGCAACAACGCAGACUGUCUGAACACCAUGGGCUCGUACCGCUGCGCAUGCAAGGACGGCUUCUCUGGAGACGGAUUCUACUGCUCAGACAGUGACGAGUGUGCAGAGAACACUAAUCUGUGUGAGAGUGGUCACUGUCUGAACAUGCCGGGCGGUUUUCGCUGUGAAUGUGACAUGGGUUUCAUUCCUACUGCUGAUGGAAAGGCCUGUGAGGACAUUGAUGAAUGUACCUUCGCUGGUAUCUGUGUUAACGGACAUUGCCGGAAUAUUCCAGGCCUUUUCAGAUGUGAAUGCAACAUCGGUUAUGAACUUGACAGAAGCGGAGGAAACUGUACAGAUAUCAACGAUAGUGUGCGGACCCAACCAUCGUAUUAACGGAGUGUGUGUGAACAUCCUGGAAGCUAUCACUGUAACUGCCCCCGAGACUUCGAACUCAACCCCACCCGUGGCUGUGUGGAUACUCGUUCUGGAAGCUGCUAUCUGGCCGUACGAUCCAGAGGAGACGCGUCUGAGAGCCUUGACUGCUCCAAUGAGAUCGGCGUGGGUGUUUCCAAGGCGUCCUGCUGCUGCUCAUUGGGUAGGGGCUGGGGAAACCCCUGUGAAUCCUGCCCCUCCGUCAACUCCAAGUAAUACAAGACGCUGUGUCCUGGAGGAGAAGGCUUCAGACCCAACCCCAUCACCGUCAUCUUAGAAGACAUUAAUGAAUGCCAGGAGCUGCCAGGCUUGUGUCAAGGAGGCCAGUGCAUUAACACCUUUGGGAGUUUCCAGUGUGAAUGUCCCCGAGGUUAUGCACUCAACAUAGAGACCAGAGUCUGCGAAGAUAUCAAUGAAUGUGAGCGUCCUGGAAUCUGCGGCCCAGGCCAGUGCUACAACACCAUCGGGAACUACACCUGUAUCUGUCCGGUGGACUACAUGCAGGUCAACGGAGGGAACAACUGCAUGGACAUGAGGAAGAGCUACUGCUACAGGAACUUCUACUCCGACAACAGGACGUGCGAUGGAGAACUCACCUUUAACAUGACCAAGAAGAUGUGCUGCUGCUCCUACAACAUCGGCCGUGCGUGGAACAAACCCUGUGAACAGUGUCCUGUGCCCAGUACCGAUGAAUUUGCCAUCCUGUGUGGCAGUGAGAGACCAGGGUAUUACAUCGAUAUCACCACUGGACGAGUGAUUGAUAUUGAUGAGUGCAGGGAAAUCCCAGGAGUGUGUGAGAACGGAGUGUGUAUCAACAUGAUCGGCAGCUUCAGGUGUGAGUGUCCCAUCGGCUUCAUCUACAACGACAAACUACUGAUAUGUGAAGAUAUUGAUGAAUGCCAGAAUGGGCCGGUGUGUCAGCAGAAUGCAGCCUGUCUGAACAUGCCGGGAAGUUACCGCUGCGAGUGCAAGUCCGGAUAUCGCUUCACACCCACUGGACAGUGUCUGGACCGUAAUGAAUGUGUAGAGAACCCUAGCGUUUGUAAUCCUGGUCAGUGCAUCGACACGUUGGGAAGUUUCCGCUGCAUCUGCCCCAACGGCUUCAAAACCACCCGGGACCAGUCCAUGUGUGUCGACACGGAUGAGUGUGAGCGACAACCCUGCGGUAACGGCACCUGUAAGAACACCGUGGGCUCCUACAACUGUCUGUGCUACCCCGGCUUCCAGAACUCACACAACAGCGACUGCAUAGACGUGGACGAGUGCUCAACCCAAAGAGGCCUGUGUCGAAACGGCCAGUGUGUGAACACGGUGGGCGCCUUCCUCUGCGUGUGUCAUGACGGAUACGAACUCUCCCUGGAUGGAAGGCUGUGUGUAGAUAUCAAUGAAUGUGCCGUUAAUCCAGGAACGUGUGGAGCAGGAACGUGUCUGAAUCUGGAUGGUUCGUACAGGUGCAUCUGCCCGCCGGGCUACUUCCUCCAUGAGGAAACCUGUGAAGAUAUUGACGAGUGCUCCCAGUCACCUGAGAUGUGUCUGUUCGGCACAUGUUCCAACACCGAGGGCAGCUUCACCUGCCUGUGUCCUGAGGGCUUCCAGCUCUCCGCCUCCGGACGCAGAUGUUUGGAUAACCGUGUGAACUACUGCUACACCAAGUUUGAGAACGGCCGCUGCCUGGCUCCAAAGCCUCAGAACACGUCCAAAGAAGCAUGUUGUUGUACCGUGAUGCCGGGUCAAGGCUGGGGAGACCCCUGUGAGAUCUGCCCCAGUAAAGGAGAGGAGGGGUACACUCUUCUGUGUCCCAAUGAGGGAUAUCAGCGUGGGGACGAUGAUGACCACCCUAAAGAUAUUGAUGAGUGCCUCAAUGACCCUUGCGUGAAUGGCCAGUGCAUCAACACAGACGGCUCUUUCCGCUGUGAAUGUCCAAUGGGAUACCGGCUGGACAUCAGUGGCGUCACAUGUAUAGACACAAAUGAGUGUGACAUCGGUAAUCCCUGUGGGAACGGCACCUGCACCAAUGUGAUUGGAGGAUUCGAGUGUGCCUGUGAUGAUGGAUUUGAGCCUGGUCCAAUGAUGACCUGUGAAGACAUUAAUGAGUGUGCCCAGAACCCUCUGCUGUGCGCCUUCCGCUGCGUUAACGUGGUGGGCUCGUAUGAAUGUAAAUGUCCGACGGGCUACGUGCUGCGGGAGGACAGGAGGAUGUGUAAAGACCAGAAUGAGUGUGAGGAUGGUGUGGAUGACUGUGCCAGCAGAGGCAUGACCUGUAAAAACCUCAUCGGUACAUACAUGUGCAUCUGUUCCCCUGGAUACACUCGACAGCCUGGAGGAGAAGGAUGCAUUGAUCUAAAUGAGUGUGCAGCCAAACCAGGCAUCUGCAAGAACGGCCGAUGUGAGAACACAGUGGGAAGUUACCGCUGCAGAUGUGACCAAGGGUUUGUCGCAAACCCCACACAGACGGAAUGUAUCGAUAACCGGGAGGGCUUCUGUUACACAGAGGUCCUGACCACGCUGUGUCAGAUGACGUCCAGUAACAGGAACAUGGUGACCAAGUCGGAAUGCUGCUGCGACGGCGGCAGAGGCUGGGGCAGUAACUGUGAGCUCUGUCCUCUGCCUGGAACCACCCACUACAAAAAGAUGUGUCCUCUGGGACCGGGCUACACCACCGACGGCAGAGAUAUUGAUGAGUGUCGUGUGAUGGGGAACCUGUGCAAAAACGGCCAGUGCAUCAACGCCUUAGGUUCCUACAGCUGCACCUGCAAACAGGGCUACACCACUGACAUCAGCGGCACUCAGUGUGUGGACGUGGACGAGUGCAUACAAGCACCAAAGCCCUGUAACUUCAUCUGUAAGAACACAGAGGGAGGCUACCUGUGCUCCUGCCCCAGAGGAUACAUCCUGCAGGAGGAUGGGAAGAGCUGCAGAGAUUUGGACGAGUGUUCGACUAAACAGCACAACUGUCAGUUCUUGUGUGUCAACACCAUCGGUGGAUUCACCUGUAAAUGUCCUCCAGGUUUCACGCAGCACCACACCGCCUGCAUUGACAAUAAUGAAUGUGCCUCGGACCCGAACCUGUGUGGUUCCAACGGCGCCUGCCAGAACACCCCCGGCAGCUUCAACUGCGACUGUCAACGGGGGUUCUCAUUGGACCCCAGUGGACAGAGCUGUGAAGAUAUGGACGAGUGCGACGGUAACCACAGGUGUCAGCACGGCUGUCAGAACCUGGUGGGCGGGUACCGGUGCAGCUGUCCACAGGGUUACCUGCAGCACUACCAGUGGAAUCAGUGUGUGGAUGAGAACGAGUGUCUGAACACUCAGAUAUGCGGGGGGGCGUCGUGCCACAACACCCUGGGAAGCUUCCGCUGCCUUUGUCCCACCGGCUUCAACUACGAGCAGAAUAACGGAGGCUGCAGCGACGUCAACGAGUGUUCCACCGCCCAGAACCCCUGCAAGUUCGGCUGCUCCAACACCGAUGGGGGCUACCUCUGCGGAUGCCCCCCCGGAUACUUCCGUGCCGGACAAGGACACUGCGUCUCUGGUCUGGGCUUCACCAGUGGAGGCUCCAGCACUGACCAAGGAGCUGAAGAAGACGAUAAUUCUCUGAGUCCUGAAGCCUGUUACGAAUGUAAGAUCAAUGGCUACCCCAAGAAGGGACGCAAACGCCGCAGCACCAAUUCCACUGAGGAAGACACUCAGCUGUCUGAUAAUGCCAUCAGUCUGGCCAGUGUGGACAUUGAGGACACCCUCCAGUUCCACCUGAACAUCAGCGACCUCAGUAACCGCGACCACAUCCUGGAGUUCACGCCGGCGCUGUCCACGCUCAGUGACCACGUGCGCUACAGCAUCGACUAUGGCAACGACGACGGACACUUCAAGAUCAACCAGCGAGAGGGCGUCAGCUACCUGCACCUGAGCAGAAAGAAGAGCCUGUCCCCGGGGGCGUACUCCCUGCAGAUCAGCAGCGUCCCCCUGUUCAGGAAGAAGGAGCUGGAGCAGCUGGAGGAGCGCCACGAUAAAGACUACCUCACAGGACAGCUGGGAGACGUACUGAAGAUGAGGGUGCAGAUCGUCCUCCAUUAACCAGCAGCAGCACAGAGAACAGCUGCUAACCCAGUGUCAGGCUCAAAUACCCCCACCCCAAAAAAAAACAAAAAAAAACAAAGGCCAAACAUCUCUGACUCUGGGUCAGCGGUUGGAAAGGCAACUGGGAGA